Messenger RNA from Debaryomyces fabryi, 1422 nucleotides. RefSeq lists its product as uncharacterized. The transcript has a single exon. The record is from RefSeq and is a predicted model, not a curated record. The annotation marks the transcript as partial. Gene Ontology annotation, molecular function: small GTPase binding; guanyl-nucleotide exchange factor activity. Gene Ontology annotation, cellular component: cytoplasm; plasma membrane. NCBI's taxonomy places the organism in Eukaryota, Fungi, Ascomycota, Pichiomycetes, Serinales, Debaryomycetaceae. Gene Ontology annotation, biological process: small GTPase-mediated signal transduction.
AUUAAUGCUUACUUGAAAAAUGCUAAUAAACCCGAGUUAUUUGAUUCACUCAUCAAUACAAUCUACGAGAAAAAUAUCGAAAAGAAAGAUUAUAUCCAGGCAGCAUUAACAAUGGAACUAUUAGCGUCAACUUAUAGUUGGGAUCAGAAUACUAUUCUACGUGCAAGUUUAAGACCAAAAUUUCAGCGGCAAACCUCAUUUGAAAGAAAAGAAACUUUAUUCAAUAUUAUUGCCAAGAACUUUAUAAAAGGUAAUAACUUAGAAAGAGCACUUGAAACAUAUAACGGAUUAUUGGAUUCCUAUCGCUUGCAUACCUAUGAUCUUAAACGCUUUGCUAAUGUUCACACAAAAAUAGCAAAUUUGUAUAAAAGUAUGGCAACCUCAGAUAAUUUGAGUUCAUCCUAUUUUAGGGUCACGUAUGUUGGAAUGGGCUUUCCGCCAAGUGUAAAUGGGAUAAUACAAAUAUUUGAAGGUAGACCUUUUGAACGCAUCAAAUCUUUUCAUAACAGAAUGUUGGAAUUACAUCCUGGGGCGCGAAUUAUUCCUGAUCAUUGGGAGGCUCUAAAAUUAACGCAAAGCUCUCGAAGUGGGAAAUAUUUACACAUUAGUUCUGUAGAACCUGAUGCUGAAAUUUCUGGGAAAUCAAUUAAUGCAACUUUUGGUGAAAGAAAAUAUGCGAAAAAUAAGGAGUUAAGAUACUUCUCGUUGAUAAGAAAAUUAGGUGAUACAAAAUCCAUUUAUGAUUUAUGGACAGAAGAAAUUACUUACGAAACUAAUCUUCGAUUUCCGACCAUUUUAAAUAAAAGUGACGUAAGAGAUAUACAAGUUGUCAAAUUAUCACCAUUGGAUAAUGCUGUCAGGACAAUUGAGCACAAGUAUAACGAUUUGGCUCAAGUUGAAGCCAAGCUUAUCAAUGCAUUUAAAGAGAAAAGUGAAUAUUCAUCAUUACUCAAAGAUUUGAGAGCGCUUUUAGCUGGGGUCGUUGAUUCUCCAGUGAACGGCGGUGUUGAGCAAUACAGAAGGUUUAUGUAUGACGAUGAGUAUGGAGACGACCAGAAACGUAUGAAAAAUGCGUUUGAUAAACUAUGCGUAAUUUUAGAUAAGUGCUUGCAAAUUCAUUCGAAAUUGGUUACUCCUGAUAUGGAAUCCUUUCAUGAUGCGCUAUUACAAUUGUUUAAGAAAAACUUUACAGAAGAAAUUAAAAGGUUGAAACUUUCCGGUGAGCAUUUGUCUGCUUAUAAUCACAACUACUAUCAAUCACUGACUUUUUUUAAGACUGAAUUACAUCUGACACUGUCAUCAGAUGAGACGGGUGUCUCUAGUUCUGCAUCGAAUAUUUCUUUUUUUGAUCUGUCUUCUCUGAAAUUAAGCAUGCGUGCGAGUAAACUAUUCAAUUGGAAGAAGUUAAGAAGUCAGAGAUAA